This is a messenger RNA of Mauremys reevesii (Reeves's turtle), 2062 nucleotides long. It is a transcript of the gene U2AF2, whose product is annotated as U2 small nuclear RNA auxiliary factor 2. NCBI's taxonomy places the organism in Eukaryota, Metazoa, Chordata, Testudines, Geoemydidae. Gene Ontology annotation, cellular component: commitment complex; nuclear speck; U2-type prespliceosome. Gene Ontology annotation, biological process: mRNA processing. Gene Ontology annotation, molecular function: poly-pyrimidine tract binding; pre-mRNA 3'-splice site binding. The transcript has 13 exons. Bases 259 to 1719 code for a protein of 486 amino acids. The record is from RefSeq and is a predicted model, not a curated record.
ACUGGCCGAGUGAGGGCGGAGAUCGCCGAGUGCCGGGCGGAAGUGACCGAGGGGUGACGGAGAUCCCCGAGUGCCGGGCGGAAGUGGCCGAGGGGUGACGGAGAUCCCCGAGCGCCAGGCGGAAGUGGCCGAGGGGUGACGGAGAUCCCCGAGCGCCAGGCGGAAGUGGCCGAGGGGUGACGGAGAUUCCCGAGCGCGGGGCGGAAGUGGCCGAGCGGGAGGCGCCGCGGCCUGUGCGGGAGCGAGGCAGGGGCCGCGAUGUCCGACUUCGACGAGUUCGAGCGGCAGCUCAACGAGAACAAGCAAGAGCGCGACAAGGAGAACCGUCACCGGAAGCGCAGCCAUAGCCGCUCGCGGAGCCGCGAACGGAAACGCCGCAGCCGCAGCCGGGAGAGGCGCAACAGAGACCAGCGCAGUGUCUCGCGGGACCGCAGGCGACGCAGGAAGAACCAAGAAUUAACAACAACAACAACAACACAAGUAUGUGUUGGGAGGUCACCCCUAAAUCUCGCUGGUCCCUUGAGCCGCUCCCCCCGCCAUGAGAAGAAGAAGAAGAUCCGCAAGUACUGGGACGUGCCCCCGCCUGGGUUUGAGCACAUCACCCCCAUGCAGUACAAAGCCAUGCAAGCCGCGGGUCAGAUUCCAGCCACAGCUCUCCUCCCAACCAUGACCCCUGACGGAUUGGCCGUGACCCCCACCCCGGUCCCGGUGGUUGGCAGCCAGAUGACCCGACAGGCCCGCCGCCUCUACGUUGGAAAUAUCCCCUUCGGCAUCACUGAGGAGGCCAUGAUGGAUUUCUUUAACGCUCAGAUGCGUCUUGGAGGGCUGACCCAGGCCCCUGGCAACCCUGUCUUGGCUGUGCAGAUCAAUCAGGACAAGAACUUUGCUUUCCUGGAGUUCCGCUCUGUGGACGAGACCACCCAGGCCAUGGCAUUCGACGGCAUCAUCUUCCAGGGGCAGUCGCUGAAGAUCCGCCGCCCCCAUGAUUAUCAGCCGCUGCCCGGCAUGUCUGAGAACCCAUCUGUCUACGUGCCAGGCGUGGUGUCCACCGUGGUCCCGGACUCAGCUCACAAGCUCUUCAUUGGGGGUUUGCCCAACUACCUGAACGACGAUCAGGUGAAGGAGCUGCUGACUUCUUUUGGGCCCCUGAAGGCCUUCAACCUGGUGAAGGACAGCGCCACCGGGCUGUCCAAGGGUUACGCCUUCUGCGAGUACGUGGACAUCAACGUCACAGACCAGAUUUCGAAGGCCAUCGCCGGGCUGAACGGCAUGCAACUGGGCGACAAGAAACUGCUGGUGCAGAGAGCCAGCGUCGGAGCCAAGAACGCCACGCUGAGCACGAUAAACCAGACCCCGGUGACGCUGCAGGUGCCCGGGCUGAUGAGCUCGCAGGUGCAGAUGGGCGGGCACCCCACCGAGGUGCUGUGCCUCAUGAACAUGGUGCUGCCCGAGGAGCUGCUCGACGACGAGGAGUAUGAGGAGAUUGUGGAGGACGUGCGGGACGAGUGCAGCAAGUACGGGGUGGUCAAAUCCAUCGAGAUCCCCCGGCCUGUUGACGGCGUCGAGGUGCCUGGCUGCGGCAAGAUCUUCGUGGAAUUCACCUCGGUCUUCGACUGCCAGAAGGCCAUGCAGGGCCUCACCGGCCGCAAGUUCGCCAACAGAGUGGUGGUGACCAAGUACUGCGACCCCGACUCCUACCACCGCCGCGACUUCUGGUAGCCGCCGGGCCGGGCCAGGCCGGCCCUUCGCCCACGCGGCGGGUUUCUAUUUUAUGGCCAAAAUGGUUUGGUUUUGUUUUUUUCCAAUUGUUUUCUGCCCCCUCCCCAAAAAGAAAUACCCCCCCCCCCCGAUUUCCCAGCUGACGGCUGCCAGUGAUGGUUAUUCCAUAGUAGAGACGUCUCCUUGCGCCUUUCUCUCUGUGCCGUUGCGUAUUGGCUGAGAAGGAUCUCCUCGUUCGGCACCCCCCCCCCCGCCUGUUCUGUUAUCCCCCCCUCGGUGUGCGUAUGGAGUGUGCCCUCCCCCCCCUUUUAUUUCCCGUCGUAAUUAAACACUUUUUCCAGUC